Molecule: messenger RNA, 1675 nt
Organism: Rhizophagus irregularis DAOM 181602=DAOM 197198
Lineage: Eukaryota; Fungi; Glomeromycota; Glomeromycetes; Glomerales; Glomeraceae
Biological process (GO): protein phosphorylation
Molecular function (GO): ATP binding; protein binding; protein serine/threonine kinase activity
Source: RefSeq, a predicted model, not a curated record
ACAAAUGAAAAUUUUUUUACAUUCAAAAAUGUCUAAUAACAUCGAUGUUAUAAAUAGUUCUGAAUGGAUUGAUAAAGCUUUCGCAAAAAAUUUUAUUAAAUAUUAUGAAUAUAACCAUUUUAGUAAUAUUCAACAAGUUAGUUCUGAUAGUUCCUGCAAAGUCUAUCGUGCAAACUGGAAGGAUUCUCACAAUCAUUUAACAUUGAAAUCUUUUUUUAAUUUCAACAGUGUCACAGUCAAUGAAAUUAUUAAUGAAUUUAAAUUUCAGUGCCAAGUGAAAUCUCAUGAGAAUAUUACUCGUUUUUAUGGUGUAACAACAGAUAAUUCGAAAAAGUACUUAUUAGUAAUGGAAUAUGCUAAUAAUGGUACCCUUCGAAAUUAUAUGAAAGAACAUUUUAUUAAUCUUACUUGGAAUGAUAAAUUAAAUUUAGCACUUCAAUUGGCUCGAGCUGUAUCGUAUUUACAUGAUGAAGGAAUUCUACAUCACGAUUUGCAUUCCAAAAAUGUAUUAGUUCAUCAAGGUAUCAUAAAAUUAGCAGAUUUUGGGUUAUUAAAACGAAUUGAGAAAUCAUUUAAUCAAUUGGAAUUAUUUGAUAUGGUUGCUUAUUUUGAUCCAAAAAUACUUGAACAAAAAAGAAACAAUAAUAACCUAAUACAUUCGUACACAUUAAAUAAACUGAGCAAUAUUUAUAGUAUUGGUGUACUCUUAUGGGAAAUAUCAAGUGGUCAGCCACCUUUUUGUAAUGAACCAACUGAUACAUCCAAUAUUAGUUUGGAUUUGAGAAUUUUGCAAGGCCUUAGAGAAAAACCUGUUGCUAAUACCCCUGUGGAUUAUGUAAAAAUUUAUAUUGAUUGUUGGAAUAAUGAACCAGAUAAUCGUCCAAUUAUAAAUGAGGUUAUUGUUAGACUACAAUCAAUUGUUUCAAAUCAAUUGUCAAAUUUUUGUCAACCACUUAAUAAUUCGUCACAUGGAGAAUUAUCUCAAAUAAUUCAAAAUUUUAAUAAGAUAAAUAUAAAAGAAAUAGGACCUCCGAUGUCAUUGAUUGAUAAUGAUUUUAGUAUACUAGUUGAUAAGAUUAUCAUUCUAGCCACCACUUUAGAUUUGAAAGAUAGUGUAAAGCAGGAAAUUUUUAAUUGUUUUUAUAAUCAUGAUGUGACAUCACAAAAAAUUUAUAAUUGGUUAUUAAAUAAUCAGAAUAAUUCGAACUCUAUUGUUUUACUUGGAAUAUUUACUCUGUUUGGAAUCGAAGUCAAUGUUAAUGAAAAAAAAGCAUUUGAAUUAUAUCAAAAAGCAGCAAAUUUGGGUGAUGUAUACGGAAUAACUUGGUUAGGUUAUUGUUAUGAAGGUGGAAUUGGGAUUGAUGUUGAUAAGAAAAAAGCAUUUGAACUACAUCAAAAGAUUGCAAAUUUAGGAGAUACAAUUGGAAUACUUAAUGUAGGAGUUUGUUAUUAUUUUGGAAUUGGAACUAGUAUCGAUAAACAAAUGGCAUAUGAAUAUUAUAAAAAUGCUGCAAAUUUAGGUAGUAGUAUAGCUCAAUAUAAUCUUGGUGUAGUGUAUGAAAUUGGAGAUGGAGUUGUGAAAGAUAUAGAUCAAGCAAUUCAUUGGUAUAAAAAAUCUGCUGAACAAGGAGACAAAUAUUCUCAAGAUAAAUUAGCAAAAUUUUUCAAAAAUUAA